CUUCAGGACAAAAAGUUACAUCAUGCUUAUGAUAAGCCGAUAUUCAUGGCUGCCUCUGGAGCAAUGCUUAUGGCCUCUUACGGACUUUGGACAGUUUUUGCUCUCCCUGGCUUUCGAAAAGUGCCAAUAUGUCUAAAGACAUACCAGGCAGAGACAUAAGUCCUGUCUCUACUGUGCAGGUGCCGUACUUGCCCUCAAGCAGGAUGCAAACACACAACAUUAUGAAGCUCCUGCAAGGCAGAAGAGGCUGUCUGGCAGAUCUGGGUUCUGGAGAUGGAAGACUGGUGUUUGCUGCCUCGUCAUUGGGCUUCCAGUGUACCGGUUUUGAAAUAAACUCCAUUUUGAUUGGCUAUGCAAGAGCCAGAGCAAAGUGGAUGGGAGUUCCACAUUCUGCAGCAAGCUUUGUGAAUGAGGAUUUCUGGAAGACUGAUUUGUCUCGAUAUAAGAAUUUGACAGUCUUCUUGGCACCUGGAGUGAUGGAAGUACUAGGCAGGAAGUUAGAGCAGGAGUUGGAUCAUGAUGCCAGGGUGAUCGCCUGUCGUUUCCCAUUCCCUCACUGGCAUGCUUCAGCAUCAGAGGGAGAAGGACUGGACCAGGCCUGGGCCUACGACAUGGCUACAGUUCGCAGACUCCCAUGAGCAUGAGCUCCAACAAAUCACUGCAAGACUUUUUUCCACUACUGCCAAAUGGAUAUUUUAAAACCCACAGCAAUUAUUCAAUUUAAAUGAAAUGUUAUAUUAACGUUAGUGACCAUAACAUAUAUUUUUUGAUCGAGUAGAAGUGAGAGUAUUAGAUUUUGCAUAAUAAAAAAGUCGGAACGCUUUAUUUUAAAUACUGUAUAUAUGGGACAAUGAGAAAACCUGUCAGAAGUGGCUGAAUUCUGGAAAAUAUUCAAAACGUAUGAAAAAUUGGGGUUUCAUCAAAUACAUAUUUUGUUUCCUGCUAGAAUUGUACUUUGGUAUCUUUACUUUAAGAAAACAGAAAUAAAUUUACAUAACAAAUGUU
Messenger RNA from Tachysurus fulvidraco (yellow catfish), 1005 nucleotides. RefSeq lists its product as uncharacterized. Gene Ontology annotation, biological process: regulation of mitochondrial ATP synthesis coupled proton transport; positive regulation of proton-transporting ATP synthase activity, rotational mechanism; peptidyl-lysine trimethylation. Lineage: Eukaryota; Metazoa; Chordata; Actinopteri; Siluriformes; Bagridae. The coding region runs from base 129 to 638 and encodes 169 amino acids. The record is from RefSeq and is a predicted model, not a curated record. The transcript is spliced from 5 exons. Gene Ontology annotation, molecular function: protein-lysine N-methyltransferase activity. Gene Ontology annotation, cellular component: mitochondrion.